Molecule: messenger RNA, 3166 nt
Organism: Brassica napus (rape)
Lineage: Eukaryota; Viridiplantae; Streptophyta; Magnoliopsida; Brassicales; Brassicaceae
Product: probable serine protease EDA2
Exons: 11
Coding region: 232-1686 (484 amino acids)
Biological process (GO): proteolysis
Cellular component (GO): vacuole
Molecular function (GO): dipeptidyl-peptidase activity; serine-type exopeptidase activity
Source: RefSeq, a predicted model, not a curated record
UAACCUGAAUUAUCAGCAUUUGAGCACACAUUUCCACUAAGACGACGGAUCUCAAUUUCCUUAAUUAGAUUCGAUAGUAUCCGUCAGAUAUUACUAAGAGAUCAUUUUAGCCGUCGAUUUCAUUCUUUGUUUAGAAAGUGGUCUUCCCUUGAUUUCGGUUGAUGCUUUGACAUUGGUUGAAUAAAGUCAAACAGAAAAGAUAACCGGAAAAUCGGUUUACAUCGCCGGAAAAUGUCGUCGGAUCUCGGUUUUAUUCUGAUCACCACCGUCACUGCGUUUUUGUCUUAUUCGACCAGUGCCUUGUUACAUUCCGGGAGUGCCUCUCAUGGCGUUUCCCCAAGAGACUAUUACUUGACUACCGAUGCGCAUUGGUUUAAUCAAACCCUAGAUCAUUACUCUCCUCACGAUCAUCGCAAAUUCAGACAGAGAUACUAUGAAUACCUUGACAACUUCCGAGCUCCAGAUGGUCCUGUCUUUAUGAUAAUAUGCGGUGAAGGUCCUUGCAGUGGCAUAGCUAAAGAUUAUAUUAGUGUAUUAGCAAAGAAGUUUGAAGCUGGUGUGGUUUCAUUAGAACAUAGGUACUAUGGGAAAAGUUAUCCUUUUAACUCAUUAGCUACAGAGAAUCUGAGAUACCUUUCAUCCAAACAAGCCCUUUUCGAUUUGGCUGCUUUUCGUCAACAUUACCAGGCAACUUUGAAUGUUAAGUUGAAUAGAAGUAGUGACAACCCGUGGUUCUUCUUCGGGGUUUCUUAUCCUGGAGCUUUAAGUGCUUGGUUCCGGCUCAAGUUCCCUCACUUGACCUGUGGAAGCCUCGCUAGUUCUGCAGUUGUUCAUGCUGUCUAUGAAUUCUCUGCAUUUGAUCAGCAGAUUGGUGAAUCAGCUGAUCAGGAAUGCAAAGCUGCGCUACAAGAGACUAAUAAACUCCUGGAAAUAGGGCUCAAAGUAAACAGAAAGGCGGUGAAAGCCCUCUUUAACGCCACUGAGCUUCACGUUGAUGCUGAUUUCUUAUACUUAACCGCAGAUGCAGCGGUUAUGGCUUUCCAAUAUGGAAAUUCAGAUAAACUAUGUGUUCCGCUUGUUGAAGCAAAGGAGAACGGUGGUGAUUUAGUGGAAACAUAUUCUAAAUAUGUUAGAGACCAUUGCAUGAAAGUUUGGGGCCUACACGUUAGACCAUAUAACCGGAAACAUCUUAGAAACACUGUUGUUACCGCCGAUAGUACAUAUCGGAUAUGGUGGUUCCAAGUUUGCACAGAACUAGCAUAUUUCCAGGUGGCACCUGCAAAUAAUAGCGUUCGAUCUCAGCAAAUCAAUACAGAGUACCAUUUGAAUUUGUGCAAGAGCCUUUUUGGUAAAGGUACAUAUCCUGACGUUGAAGCAACAAACCUGUACUAUGGAGGCCAUAAAAUCGCGGCAACCAAAAUCAUUUUCACAAAUGGGUCACAAGAUCCAUGGCGUCAUGCUUCCAAACAGACCUCAUCUCCUGAAUUGCCUUCUUACAUCAUGGAUUGCCAUAACUGUGGCCAUGGAACUGAUCUACGAGGAUGCCCUCAAUCUCCAAUGGUCAUUGAAGGUAAAUCAAAUAAUUGCAGCUCACCAGAUGUUGUUAACAAAGUGAGGCAACAAAUGGUAGAACAUAUCGAUUUGUGGUUGUCUGAAUGUCGCGGAUCUACUAGGAGUUCUAAAUAACAUUGCAUCAUAGAACUAGAAGUCAUGGUUUGGUUAAACAAACUAUACAGUUUACAAAUUUUAGUCUUUACUACCACGUACUGAUUUGCAAACCAAAUUUGAAUGGAAACUGUUAACCUAAAGCAGUAAAUACAUUUGAAGCUACUUAGUAUUUACUGUACGUGUCGUUGAAAAGGACGUAAUAACUUAUUGAAUUAUAACACAGGUUGCGAUGUUACAAUACAAAGGUUUUUAACGAGUUGUUGGUACCACCAUGUCUCAUUUACAAUAUUUGUUUUGGUCAAUAUUUAAGGUUUAUAAUGAUAAAUAUAUCAUUGUUCUGUAUAUAAUAUACUUCUUUCUAAUGAUAAUACACUUCGUAUAAUCAUAGAGUGGGUUCUUGUCAAUCCAUGUCGGAUGAAUAAUAAAUAAGUAAUUAUGUCUUACUAUAAAAAAGAAAGACCGUUGAAUUUGUUGCACGAAUGAUCAGUUUCCUUUCCCCUAAACUUGCAAACUCUCGUUUUCCCCCAGCAAAAGUAAAGGAAUGAAAAUGAUUAUCAAUUUCAAAAUUUCUUCAAUUUUUUGCCAUUUAUAUGUUUAAAUUUAUUCACAAUUAUUUAUUAACAGUAUGACGACUUGUAUAAAUUUUAUCAUAGCAUUUCACAGUUUUAUAAUAAUUGUGAUACAUGGCUUAUUUUCUAAGUUUUGCCUUAGGAACCACGGCAUUGUUGAGCCAUCCCUUUGGUUUCUAUCAUUCGAAGUCAAAACUGUUUGUUCACGUUACAAAUGUGAGUCUAUUUACAUUUGAUAAAUACAUUUAAACAGUGACAUUCUAGCGAGAUAGCUCAUGUCAUAUCGAUAUGUCAAGAAUUAGUAUCAGCUAGCUAUUAAUCUUCUCAUCAGUAUUCGAUUCUCGUUACUCUUGUGUAAAUAGAUAUUGUAAGCAUCAUCAUAUUGAUAAUACAAUUUAUACGUUUCUCAUAGGUUGUUAUACCACACAUAUGGAACAUAAUAUAAAAGAUUUUAACGUGACAUAUUCAUCUUAAUUAAAAUUUUGCCAAAUUGUAUGUAGUACUUCUGAUCUUUAUAUCAUUGAUUACUUUGUCUUACAUGCGAAAUUUCUUUCACAAAAAGAGUCUUAUGCGAAUACAAAUUAAAGCUAACCUUCUACUAUAAAGAUAAUAAAGAGCUUACCUUAGCCUGGAGACCAGAAAGCAUUAAAACUAAUUAGGUCUAUCUUCUAUCACUUCCUAGAGUUUCUUUUAACACUCAUCUUUUGCAAGUGUCGUUUUGUUCCUAGUGGAGCAAGAUAUUUUUGGUUAUUAGAACUACACAUAUAGUUUGAUAUAUAACUCUCACUAUUAUAAUAAAUAUAAACAAAACUCUUGAAAACCAGUUGAUUAUAAAACAUUAUCCUUGCUAGAAAAUCAUUGCAACUUUAAUAAAGUCGUAGUGUUUAAUUUUUUUUUGUCAACUAAUUAAUUAUGCUAAGCAUCAACAC